GUCCGCGUUCGGUGCUUGGGACUGGCCUAGGUAGGCAUCUGCAAGGUCGUAAUAGACAGUAUAUCUUCGUCCUAAUAGUGCUUCGGGCAUCGGCUUUACUCAGAGUUCUAGCUUAUUCUGGGAUUCUUACCGAUUUAUCGGUCCAACGUGUGCAAAGCACCUUGGGGUAUUAUCCAUGAAUUGGGUUCAUCCACUCUGGAACUGGGGACGAGAUUCUACUAGUACUCUGGUGUUCACCGAAAAUAUUCGGCAAUCCGGUGGGAUUACAUACCUGACUACCCCACACCGGCCAGAAGAACCGACGCAAGCAACUAUCCUAGCGUUCCAUUUUUAAAUUCAAAUCCAGUAGGCAACUUAUCUCUCUCUCUGAUGCAGCCCCAACCUCUCAUCAGACCCUAAGCACUGCAAACAUCCCAGCCACUUCAACCUCAUCGCCAAGACUUCCCGCCAAGACUCAAUCCCCAACCUCACCUCAACCUCACACCGAAACCACCACCACCACCGACAGUCCAACAAAAUUAUGGCCGGCGGACACCACCGAGAAGGUAACCAACCCCCCCCUUUUCUCCCAUUCUCCUUCUUCUCUACUAGCAGGAUAAAAUCGCUAACAAACAGCCAACAGCCCUCCAACAGGACCCCGCAUUCACCAAAUACUCCAGUCAGUCUCCCUCGCCCAGUAGAGCCUUAUCGGGUACUGACCACCAACCCCACAGACCUAAACGCGAACCGUUACAAGUACUUCAGGUGGAAUGCUCGCACUGCUAGGAUAAACUUUAUUUACGCUAUUGUUAUACCUAGUGCGAUACUGACACUGGCGUAUAAGACUGAGGUUUGUGUCCCAUGCCGCGCACGCCUAUCAUCUGGAGGGGAGGGGGGGGGGGUCAGAAAUAGGGCAAGAGCUGAUCAACACCCACGCCAGGGGAAAUACAACUUUCGUGGCAAACGGCGCGGCGAUAUUCCACAGGAUUUCUAAGUCCGAUCCGAACGGAGGGGUUGUAUAAAGGGUACGGUGGGAGAGGCUGGGAUGAAAAAAUUGAUGGAUGAGCAAAUGCACCCCUACUGAUAUACCAGUACCCGCUCUUGUCAGACGCAAUUACGCAAUCCAGUUUGCGGGGGAAAAAGAGAAAGAUAGCUUAGGCGUAUCAUACAUAGUCUAAUUUAUCGCAUUUUUUUCCCCUACCGUAUGAGAAGAAGGGGAGGAACACCU
Messenger RNA from Tuber aestivum (summer truffle), 1207 nucleotides. The record is from the annotation of a GenBank genome assembly. NCBI's taxonomy places the organism in Eukaryota, Fungi, Ascomycota, Pezizomycetes, Pezizales, Tuberaceae.